UAGUUUGCAAGUGAAUAAGUAUUUUUCUAGUGUAAAAAAAAUUAACAAAAUAAAAAUUUAUGUGAAAAUGUUGUUGAAUUGUGUGUAGUUAUUCUCUAUAAAAUAUUAAUUUUUAAUAGUUUUGUUUUGACCAGUUAUUUUCGUUUUUUUGUUUUUGUUGUGUGAGUGUUUUUCAUCUGAAAACUGUUGUAUUACGGAUUUGUCAAUUAUUCAGGAUGAGUAAUACGAGUAGCAGUACAUUUAGUAAUACUGUUGCAAGUAUAGCUGUAACAGCAGCUUCCUUAGCUUUAAAUAUUACAAGUACAAUUGGUGCUGAAACAGAUAAUUCAUCGGCAUCAAUUUUAUCAUCCACAACGCCAUCAACGCCGGCCGCAUCUAUAUCAUCCUCCACAGUACCACCCGUACAUGCUCAAGUCCCUGCCACUAAUAUAUUUUUACAAACAAAAGUUUGUCAGGGUAUUGCUGGAUUCUUUGUAUGGGCUGCAUUAUUCCUAACAUGUCAACAGAUUUAUCAACAUUUACGAUGGUAUACAAAUCCGCAAGAACAACGGUGGAUAGUUAGAAUUUUAUUUAUUGUACCAAUAUAUGCAUGUUAUUCAUGGGUCAGUUUAUUGUUCUUCAAUUCUGAGAGUUAUUAUGUUUACUUUUUCACUGUACGUGAUUGCUAUGAAGCAUUCGUAAUUUAUAAUUUCUUGAGUUUGUGCUAUGAGUAUUUGGGUGGUGAAGGAAAUAUCAUGAGCGAAAUACGUGGGAAACCUAUCAAGUCGAGUUGUUUAUAUGGGACAUGUUGUUUAACUGGAAAAACUUACACGAUUGGUUUCUUACGAUUUUGUAAACAAGCGACGUUACAGUUUUGUCUUGUUAAACCUUUAAUGGCAUUUAUUAUAAUAUUUUUACAAAUUUUCGGACAUUACAGAGAUGGUGAUUGGAGUCUCAACGGUGGAUACAUUUACACAACAAUUAUAUACAAUAUCUCUGUUUCAUUGGCGUUAUACGGUCUAUUCUUGUUUUAUUAUGCGACACGUGAUUUGUUAACACCAUUUGAACCUGUAUUGAAGUUCUGUACAGUAAAAUCGGUUAUUUUCUUAUCAUUCUGGCAAGGUGUUGGACUAGCCGUAUUAGAAAAAGGUGGAGUUAUUUCACCAAUAAUUGAUGUAAAUGGAACAGCAACGUCAGCUGGUACUGUUUCAGCUGGUUAUCAAAACUUUUUAAUAUGCAUAGAAAUGUUUUGUGCUGCUGUUGCCUUACGUUAUGCGUUUCCAUUCCAAGUGUAUGCACAAGGAUGUAUUACAGACUCACAUGGACGAUCUGUUACAAUGCAGUCGAUUAGUAGUAGCUUAAAAGAAACAAUGAAUCCAAAAGAUAUAAUGACAGAUGCUAUACACAAUUUCCAUCCACAAUAUCAGCAAUAUACACAAUAUAGUUCUGGAGGAAGUAAAAGUUCCCGAGGUAUGCGAGUAUCAAGUUAUGAUCCAGAUGAUCCAAUGCAAGGUGGAAAUACACCAGGCCAACAAAAGAAAACUAUAUUAACUGCUGGGCAAAGAGUUGCAACCAUAUCACAAAAUUAUAAUGAAAAAACAAUGCUUUUAAGUUCGGAUGAUGAAUUACAAUAAAUUUUCAUCAAUAUUUUAAAUUCAUAAAAAAUCACCAAGAUAUACCAGAUAAAG
This is a messenger RNA of Chrysoperla carnea, 1667 nucleotides long. RefSeq names its product transmembrane protein 184B (gene Tmep). Lineage: Eukaryota; Metazoa; Arthropoda; Insecta; Neuroptera; Chrysopidae. The coding region runs from base 216 to 1613 and encodes 465 amino acids. Gene Ontology annotation, biological process: transport. Gene Ontology annotation, molecular function: transporter activity. The record is from RefSeq and is a predicted model, not a curated record. The transcript is spliced from 9 exons.